This is a messenger RNA of Paramecium pentaurelia, 369 nucleotides long. The record is from the annotation of a GenBank genome assembly. Lineage: Eukaryota; Ciliophora; Oligohymenophorea; Peniculida; Parameciidae.
AUGCUAAACAACAUAAAAUUUGAAUUCGUGUGAAAAAUAUACAUUACUUCUUGUGAUAAUGUAACUAGUUAAGCUUUUUGUUUAAGUUUGAUAUCUGCUUGUAAAUGGAGUUACGUUUUUAAUUUAUGUUUUCCAUUUCAAUGUUAAGAUUACAAUUAUGAAGAGUAAUGUAAAAAUGUCUUGAUUUAUCUUUUUGAUCACCAAAGUAGAGCUGUGUGUGGGUAAAAUAGUAAAUGUUUGCCAUUUGUAGAAACCUAUUAUAGAUUUGAUGCAGGCAUUUGUUAUAUAACAAUUCUUAUCGCACAUAUAGAUGGAUUAAUGAAGAUAAAUAUGGUCUUCGAUGUUAGUGUUGUUUUUAAUAAUUAUUGA